This is a messenger RNA of [Torrubiella] hemipterigena, 3141 nucleotides long. Lineage: Eukaryota; Fungi; Ascomycota; Sordariomycetes; Hypocreales; Clavicipitaceae. The record is from the annotation of a GenBank genome assembly.
CGAUAACCGACACUUCCUGCCAGCGGCAAUCUCCUUUUCUCCUAAAAAGGGACAUAUUGUGGAAAUUGGCCUGGCAGAAGGCGCAAAGUGGCGUGGCGCUCGGACAGAGCACAUCCUCGUCAGUUUGCAAGCAACGUGGAGGAGCACAAGCUUUCGGAGCCUUCUGGUUCACCGUUCAUCUGCCAAUCACAAGUGUCGAAAAUUCUAGCCUGUUUUGUUCAAUAACAUACAAUAUGCAAAGCUGGUAUAUUAACGGGACUUGGAGACUAUGAAUAGGCGGGACUGUACUAUACUAUCAGUGCUUCCCGCAUAUUGCAAGUCAGGAUGAUGUUGCUGCUCGUGAGUAUUGGUACGACAUAUAGUAAGAAGCGUCAACUUCAAAAACCCAUGCUGGCAGCUUUGGUCCAACACUAGAACUUGGGGAAUGUGACCGGGGUCUACUGGUUGCGGGCUGUGUACGCUAUUCCAAUAACCAGGCUACGAUGACAAGGUCACAUCUUCGCGGCUCCGCGCUUAGCACGCCGCCAGUCCAUCCAUGGUCAUAGGACAGACGACCGAGCAAAGCAUACGCAGUCCUGCGAACAACCUUGAUCGAAUACCAGGGCCGUACAUGGUCGGAAUUAACUGUGCUGACUGGCUCUCGAACAGGGCUCGUUUGCGCCACUUGACAGGCCAACAGCCCUCACUAGCCUUCAGAGGCAGGUAAUCAACAAAGCUCGCGGCUACUCACAGAACAGGGUUCUUGACCGUCAUUUGCAAUGUUAUUUGUUGUUCGUCUCGUCAGGUAGUGCCAAAUGCACACACGGUCCUAUAGCAUGCAGGCGUGGCCAACCCAUCGCGGCUGUUGCGGAUCAUCUGUGGUUACUAUUCAUAGCACCUGUGCGCUACUGGUGGCUGGAGUUAUUCCAAGUUAGGCAACAUCAAGAGGACUGGUUGGUCAGCGUGGCGGGGGGCGCAGUUCCAGCAAAGCCAUGCCGGCUUCCGUUGCUGUUGUGGUUAGUUGAAUGGCUAACAGGGGAAGCAGCAGCAAAUAGCAGCCAAAAUGGGGUUUUAGGACCAACCAUCGGCUACUGCACCCAACACAGUGUCCUAUUAAUAGGAUCCUGUGCUGCGGGUGACGGGCUUGCUGUCUGUGCGCAGGGCCCGCCUCCUACAAAUGUUGGCGAGCGUACUGCUUAGCCCUGUACUGCCUAUGGGCUAGAUGCAGAAUAUCACCCGUUUCAGACUAGGCGCUUGGUCCUCCUCCGCUGUCUUUUUAUGGGCGGCCAACAAGGCUGGGUUGAGAGAAUGCGGGACACAGCCAAGCAACAGCGCCAGGCCUGCACGGCGCUUCACCAAAUCGAGACAUGGCCGCGGUGGUGUGCUAGGCGCAGCCAGGAUGCUGCGGCCAAUGGAGGCGCUGGACAGGCGGGAUGAAGGCAAACACCGUUGCACAUCGCGCAGCCUGGCCCUGUGGCCCUUGCAUGCAAUCCCAAGCCGUGCCAACAUCUCGACGCAUGGACUCCCAAGCGGAUUUACGACGUUGUCGGGGUAGUCUCCGGGUACUAUUGCAACGAAUUAUGCGGGCCGGAGCAUCCCAAGAUACCUCCUCGGUUUGUGUAAGCUAAGCUUCUGCAAGCCUCGUUCACGAUCCCCCCAAGUCCGCAUCCCAGCCUUAGCUCCCAACUAACAGCCUGGCCCUGGCCUUUGCACCGGCCGAAUUCCCAUGGUUCGUGGCUAUGACUUCUUUUAAUAGAGAGCAGGCAAACGAGCAAAUGUGAAAUUGGGAUAUAUAAUGAGCUGGCUGCCACCUCCAUUCUCACGAAAUAUUCUCAUCAUCACCACCAACCUCAUCAAUCUACUACCAAACACUCACCUCUACACUCCUCACUUCUUCGCUUCUCUCUUCUACUCUACCCAAAACAAAACCAACAACUCCAUACACAUUCAAAAUGCAGAUGACUCAGGCUCUCGCUACCGCCAUCUUGGCUGCCACUUCUGUUUCUGCCUUCGAUGUCCCCCACUCAGGCACUCAGCACGUUGUCUCUGUUGGCGCAGACAAGCAGAAGGUCUAUUUUCCCAACCAUUUCAAUGCCGCCCCCGGCGAUGCUGUUUCUUUCUCUUUCCACGUUGGAAACCACAGUGUUACCCAGUCCAGCUUUGAGGAGCCUUGCAAGCCUUUGAAGGGGAAGGCCGGUGUCAACUCUGGCUUUGUUUUCCAAUCGAUCGAAAACGGUGUCCAAUUCUUCCUCGAAAUCAACAACACCAAGCCCAUCUGGUUCUACUGUGGCCAGGCUGAUCACUGCCGCUCUGGCAUGGUUGGUUCCAUCAACGCCCCCACCACUGGCAACACCUUUGAGAAGUUCCUUGCCAACGCCAAGGCUGUCAAGCAAGAAGACAUUGUUCAAGAUGGUGAGCUACGCGGUGGCCUUGCCACCAAGUUCCGCGCCGUUGACCCUUCCCCUGUCUUCACCCGUACCAUCGCACCCGCUGAGGAGACUGGUGCCCCUGCUGCCGCCGUCUCUUCUACUGUCAAGACCUACGCCCCUUCUAGCUACGUCAAGACAUGGACUUACACCACCAGUGAGAACAACCAGGUCAAGACUGUCACUGCCACUUCCUUGACCACCGCCCCUGCCAGCACUGUCACUGUCGCUGUUGGUGGUGGUGCUGAUUCCACCGGAAAGGGAUCUGAUUCUUCUUCCUCCAGCUCUAGCAAGGCUGCUGCCCCUGCUGUGACUGCUGCUCCCAUGCUCGCUGGUGCCGCUAUGCUUGCCGCCGCCGCUCUCCUGUAAGCGGGACGACACGGGUCUUGUACGAACCAUGUCGAGAUGAAGCGGGUGUUUGACACAUUAGCGAUUGAUUUCAGCGAUGAAUUUCUUGAGUAUUUUGCACUAUAGAUUGCGAUAUCAGAUUUGGAUUUUGGAUGGGAUGCCUGGCUAUAAAGGCAAACCAAUGUACACAUUUUCUACUUAGAACAUGAUUUAGAACAUAUACUGUACACAAAUAAAAUAUACAAAAAUUACAAAAAAGAAAGUAACACUGUUGUACAACUCUUUUGCUACUAAAAGUGAAUAAUUUCAAAGUGUAACAGAGAAAACACUCAUCAAUCUAAAUGUCCUGGUUACCACCAAAGUUACAUUGUACUACAGCGCUAUCGAU